UAGAGGGCGCGGCAGUCGUUUUCAUUGUGGUUCUCACGUUGGUGUGUAAAGCCGCGGUAACCAUGUAAGGUGGAUAACUAGUGCUCACGAGCGAAAAAGAAACUGUAACCAUGACGGCAGGCUGUAUCGCUUUAUGCAUCACAUGAAGAGUUAUGUGUGAAACAUGGUAGCGAGGAUUAUCGGCGAGCUUCGCAGGAUAAGCGUUCCUCGAAGCGGGAGCCCGUCGGGCCGGGGGUCAACGGCCUAGGUGGCUACCCGCAGCCCUUCCGCCAUCGCUACCAGCACGGAAUGUCCAACACGGGCCCACCUUAUCAAGGCUGCGUUGGCCCUGGUAUGAAUUACACCGAACGUCCUUAUGAAAAUCAAAUGGGAUCGCACUGCCAGGCAAACAACUACCCCGCUCCGUACCAGCCCCCUUCGCCGUACCGUCCCCACGCGGUCUCGCCUCCGACCCACUACGGGGGCCACAUCCCAUCCGCGGGGCAGCCGGGACAGCAGCAGCAGCAGCAACAUCCCGCGUAUGCAAACGGGCCGUCAACGCAGGGUCAGCCCCCCUCCAUGGUACCUUACAGCCAGCAGCAGUACAACAACAUGGCCCAAGGGGACAUGAUGUACCCUCGGCACGCCUACCCCAACAGCAGAAUGAAGCCCUGGGGCGUCACUCCCGAGAGCAACGGGGGAGGGUACCCGGCACGGCCUCCAAUGAUGGGGAGUCCUCCACCGAUGAGGUCUCCUCCGGCACAGCCUCUCAACUACAGGCAACUCUCGAACGUUGCCGGACCUCCGCAAAGUCACUCUCCGUCGUGGGCGCAGUCGCCGAGGACGACUCCGUCACCGCUGGCCGGGCACGCGCGGUCACCCGUGCAACCGUUCUCGCCGCCCCCUACUCCCGCGCACACUCCUCAGCUGAAGCCCCCGACGCCGCCCGUCGCGCAGCAAGUGGGCGGCCCCAACGAUCCCCUCCAGUCGCUCCAGAAGAUGGUGAUGCUGGACUCGGACGUCGCGGAGGCCGUCGACCGGUACGACAUGCAGAACCCGGUGGUGGACCAGCGCUACGAGACGAUGCCCCACGCGCACCAGCCGCCUUACGUGCACGGCGCGGAGGGCACGGCCAGCCCCGGAUCUCCGUACCCGACCUACUAUAAUCUGGAUCAAAACAGGAUGUGCACGCCACCGAGGCCGAUGUACGGCAACAUGUGUAGUGACGUUGGGGGAGGGUAUCAGAUGACUCCAGUGAACGGGGAGGUGGUGUCUGACGAACGGACCGGUGGGGCGCCGGGGUAUCAGGCACCGAUGGUGAACGGCAGCCAGGCAGCGGCUGCGUCGUUUCAGGCUGCUCCCAGGGAGAGUGGGAUGAGGAUGGAUAUGCAGUAUCCUCCUCAGCAAGUUGGGCGUGAUAUGUCCAUGAACAGCAGUUUCAUUCCAGAGAACACUGGUGUUGGGCCACACCACGGUGAGGUUGGUAAAGAGGUGCCGCACCCUUCGCAUCCAGGCGUCGCCGCCAGACCAGCUUGGCCGCCGCCACCGGAUCUCAUGGUUGCUCCCUCGAGCGAGGACCUCACCAAGCGUCGAAGAAGUUCGGACAGUGUUUUGUGUGGGGGUGGUGAGGUUGGGUUGGAACAGGGUAAUGCUCAACAGAGGCCCGUGAUGAGUCGAUCGCGGGGAGGUGGGACUAGGGGGAAGGGCAGGAGGAGGAGCACUGCGAGUCUUCCAGAGGGCCCCACCUUCUCGGACGGUGCUGGGUCUAGCGACGCCAUCAUGCCAGCCCAAGUGCCGCUGUUUCCAAACGUGCCACAGCAGCAGGACGUGCCGAAAAUUGAACCGAGCGGGAUGAAUUCAUCCACGAGUAUGAGCAACACUGAAAGCUUGGGCAGCGAGGGCAACAUCAACGUGGCUCCGGGAGUUACUCCGGCCCCCGCAGUAGGCGGAGCUGCUCCGACGGCGGACCCUCCGAGAAAGAAGAGGGGUCGGCCGUUCGGAAGCAAGAACAAGAAGAAGAAUGAGGACGGUUCCUCUCCAGCAAAAUCAAAGAAAGGCAGUGCCGCCCGGAAGGUUGAAGCAGCACUCCAGGCUCCGCCAACGGCUCCGCCCACUAUGCAAGCUCCGCCCACCCUGACCGCAUCUCGUCCGCCCCGAGCGGUUGCCGGACCUUACAUCCACGUAGAAGGAACGCGUGAGCGCCCCCUGUCUUCCUCGAUCGUAAAUUCGGUGUCUAGGCUCGAAGACGAAGCCAAAAAGAAGAAAGGGGCAGACCAGGGGGGCCAGCAAGGGCCGCGCCCUCGUCAGCACCCCCGCAGGAAGCUGCUCGGGGUCCACACGAGCACUUUGUCUCCCGGCUACGACGCUUUCACUCGAGACCCCACGUGGGUCUGCUCCCUGUGUCACAAAGGAAGCCACCACUCAAACUUGGGGGAUCUUUACGGACCGUACAGUGUCGGGGAAGAGAUCGACGCGACGUCGGUUGUGGUGCAGCAGACUGGUGGGGAAGGGGCGGGUACGAGUGGUGAGGGCGGGGCCACACGGGGCCGGGCCAGGAGAAGGCGUAGCGAGGUGGAAGAGGUGAUUGUGCGCGGUGCCAAAAAGGCAAAACAGAGACGCCCCAGCGAUGCUGAAGAGAAGAGCACGAGUCAAGUCGCAUCCCACGUGUCUGCGGACGGAGAAGGACUUCGGGAGCUGUGGGUUCACGAGGACUGUGCCAUCUGGACGCAGGGCAUAUAUCUUGUCGGACAUCGGAUACGGGGCAUCGAGGAAGCUAUCCGGGAAGCCGCAGAUCUGCCUUGUUCCAAGUGUAAAUUUGUGGGAGCCACACUCGCUUGUGUAAUGAGAGGCUGCAAGGAGAAGUACCAUUACCUCUGUGCUGUCGAGAGAGGUUGCCAGCUGGACUCUGAGAAUUUCUCAGUCCGGUGUCCAAAGCACAAGAAACCGGCACCAUCCUAACGUGAAGGCGAGCAACCACGGGCACCAGACUGCAAAGGAUAGGAGAUGGGUAGAAACCUCUCCACCAUUCCACCUUAGUUCAGCAUUGGACGGACAAAGUACCCGUGCUGGUACCCCCCAGCGGCAAACGUGACCGGCAGCUCAAGUCGUACCGCAGGACGAUUAUGGAACGAGCGCACGAGCGGUGGAACCUGUACUGUCUCCUCGGCGCACGUUACUUCUGAAAGUACUCUCGCAGACGCACGGUUUUAUUUAACGUUUUUCGUCCUCUCGUAAGAGACGUCGCUUUGGAACCCCCGAAGCUCCAUUGUCAUUGUAUUUACUCCGAUAUGGGCCAAAUCCAGCGCUAACGGAAGGUCUUACGGACGUCCUACCCGCGUCUCCGCGCGGACACAACGAGCCUACAUUGGAGCAAAUAUGGUUUCCUCGCAUCACCCAUCUUCCGACAAACAGCGAUGCAAGACACGAGAAAAUGCGACGCAGCUUUUCCCCUCCUCAUUUUUAUUAUAUUAAUUACUUGCCAGUUUUUACGACGAGAAAAAAAAUAUGGGACAACCUACGUCCCUGUCAUUACGUGGAUUUGUGCAUGCAUGUGCUCAUACCGAACUUGUGAACAUUCUUUUGUACAGUGUAGCGACUUGCUGACAAAAAGUGAAUGCACUGUGUGUGUGUGUGUGUCUGUUUCAGUCUCGUCUGCUCCAUGUCGUCUGUUCCGUCUUUCCGUUGUUCUUUUUUUUUAUGUUGGCCAACGACCCAGAAGUCUCUGUACAUAUGCUGCGAAGUGAAAGCGGCAGUUCCUGCGCCGUUGGACGGUUUACAAAAAAAUAAAAGUACGAGGAGUCGUUUGAA
Messenger RNA from Ornithodoros turicata, 3786 nucleotides. Its product is annotated as trithorax group protein osa-like. Gene Ontology annotation, cellular component: nucleus. The record is from RefSeq and is a predicted model, not a curated record. NCBI's taxonomy places the organism in Eukaryota, Metazoa, Arthropoda, Arachnida, Ixodida, Argasidae. The coding region runs from base 289 to 2937 and encodes 882 amino acids. The transcript has 9 exons. Gene Ontology annotation, biological process: regulation of transcription by RNA polymerase II.